AUGGUACUGGGUAGAGGCAAUGACAAUGGGUUUGACGGUGAUAAUCAUUCUCAAUCGCGACCCUCUCUUCCCUCGCUAGCUUCGACGGCGUCAAUGGCGACGGAUGUGUGGCGACGGCUCUGGGCAGUGACUCCCUCGCGAGUGCUCUCUCUGUCUAACAACAUCGGCUUCUCUCUCUCUCUCUCUCUCUCUCCCUUUUGCUCAUGCUCGAUGGUUGACGGUGAUGGCGGUGAGGUCUCAGCCACGUUUUACGCUCCAAACGUUUCACAAGCAGCUUCAGACUCCAUUCACACUCCAAAUUUUGCUCCUCAGCGCCACAUUCUUCCAUCACCGCUGUUCCAUAACCACAGUCAUCCACUGCAUUCUUCCAUCAUCAACACCUUUGGGACUUCCAUCACUCUCGUUGUUGUCAAUCAUCACUCUCGUGAUUGGUCAUGUCAUCCUCUUACAGAAGAGCAGAUAACAUAUGCAGCUAUGGAUGCUUAUUGCUUGGUUGAAAUAUUUAACGUCUUCAAUUCAAAAGUUGCCAAUACAGAUCCUUAAAGAUAGACGGUUGAAUGAGACUGUUGUUCUUGGUGUCCCUGUGAAAGCCACAAUCAAAGAGGUAUUUUUGUAAAAAGCA
This is a messenger RNA of Arachis duranensis, 622 nucleotides long. RefSeq lists its product as uncharacterized. The transcript has 4 exons. Gene Ontology annotation, biological process: nucleobase-containing compound metabolic process. The record is from RefSeq and is a predicted model, not a curated record. Bases 1 to 543 code for a protein of 180 amino acids. Gene Ontology annotation, molecular function: 3'-5' exonuclease activity; nucleic acid binding. Lineage: Eukaryota; Viridiplantae; Streptophyta; Magnoliopsida; Fabales; Fabaceae.